AUGUCUCGCCUCAACCAAGACGCACGCGAACAAGUUACCUUCCUGUGUGAGAAACUAUGUGGGAAGAAUGGCCUUAAAUUGGUGGACCAGGAUGGCCACUUUGGCGAUCUGAGAAGACUCAAUAUCCAUCAUGAUACUCAAUAUGACUUUGAGAGCCUAAACUCUGAGGCUGCUUGUCUGGACCAAGACCCUCCCUUUCUCUUCUAUCCUCUGCCUCAGGAGAUUCUCAACCGCUACCCUCUGGACCCUCAAGGAUUUAAGGACGGCUAUUUUUUUGAAUAUAACCCAGAUAUUCCUUCUACUUUAAAAUUGAGGAUAGAUGAACGCACAAGGGGAGCCUGCAGCUUUGUGUCUGAGUGGGCAACUCGCUUCAGGCCAGGUUUACCAGCUGGUACCACAUCACUUCUAGAUAUUGUAAAGCUGGAGGAAAUCAGCCACCCAAACCCCUUCCUACUAGAAUCAAGCUUUUUUGGAUACUAUUGGAUCCCAUCAAUCUACUGGGACACCUAUCCAAGCCUGGAGCCUGAAAGGCAAGACAAUCAAUAUACCUUUUCACAGGUGACCCUUCAGACCUUCCAACCGCUUGUUGGCAAAGAGGAUUCUAUUCUCUUUGGAGAGAUGGGUGCCCUGCUUUCAGGUUUAAAAAGUCGUGUCAAUCAGCCAAAGGUGGAUGAUGAGCAAGUCCAGGAAGCUCUUUCUAAUGAUCCUAGUAUGGCCAGUGACUUUGAGUUGGCAUUUCCAGAUGAAGAGCACUUUCCAGUCCUGAUGCUUUCUUAUGUGGGCCCUCAACAUGGACGGCUCUUCUAUGCCUAUAUGGAUGGAAAGCAACUCAUAAUCCAACAAUCAAAGCUUUAUGGCUUUGAAAAGAAGUCAACUGCACCGGUGGAAUUGUUUGCUCGGAUGCUUCUGAGUCGUCCUCUAGCGCUUCCAGACUCUUGAGAAGGAACUGACCG
This is a messenger RNA of Penicilliopsis zonata CBS 506.65, 953 nucleotides long. RefSeq lists its product as hypothetical. The transcript is spliced from 2 exons. The record is from RefSeq and is a predicted model, not a curated record. NCBI's taxonomy places the organism in Eukaryota, Fungi, Ascomycota, Eurotiomycetes, Eurotiales, Aspergillaceae. Bases 1 to 939 code for a protein of 312 amino acids.